Molecule: messenger RNA, 2922 nt
Organism: Aspergillus nidulans FGSC A4
Lineage: Eukaryota; Fungi; Ascomycota; Eurotiomycetes; Eurotiales; Aspergillaceae
Product: transcription factor domain-containing protein
Exons: 7
Coding region: 1-2922 (973 amino acids)
Biological process (GO): DNA-templated transcription; regulation of DNA-templated transcription; regulation of transcription by RNA polymerase II
Cellular component (GO): nucleus
Molecular function (GO): zinc ion binding; DNA-binding transcription factor activity, RNA polymerase II-specific; DNA binding
Source: RefSeq, a predicted model, not a curated record
AUGUCCGAGUCGGGAAAGCCGAAACGGCCCCCGAGGAAACACGUCACCACGGCAUGCGUGCCUUGUCGGGAGAGUAAGAUCAGAUGUGACGGCGCUUCCCCGCACUGCAACAAUUGCGAGAGGAAAGGAAAGCACUGCAAAUACCAGCAUGGAGACGACAAGCGGAAAGUCUCGUUACGCGCGGCAACAGAGCUGUUCUCCGCGAGAAUUGAUCAGCUCGUUCAAUUCAUCUACGACCAUGGCCUCGACCCUCCAUCCAUGAAGCCCGAGGAUGAGGCGGGUAUCAACAGGGUUCUGGACACAUUACAGAUCCCCCGUGGAGUGUCUAGGAGGAAGGACUCGCCGUCCUCUGAUGGGGUGGUCGCUCCUAAACAACCAUCGCCGGUGCAGCAGCCCGCUCACAGUCCCCUUCCAGUUCCUCUGUUCAACGGACAAUCUCCCGAAAAUGGGAUUGGGAGGUCUGAAUCCUCAGCUCUGCCAUUGCAGAACGUUCUCAGUACCUCACAUGCUGAACAACCUGGCGCAAAUAACCAGGAAUCUCUGAACUCAUUCGCCUUCCAGCUUCCUCAGACAAGCUGGGAAUUUGCCCUCCCGACCGCAGAGAGCUUAGACUCGCUCUACGCAAACAUGAACGGAGGAGGCGGAUACCAGGCGUCGCUCGAAAACGGCUAUAGUCCAGAGAGCUUUCACUUAUCCCAAGAUAUUGCGCAACAGCCGGGCGCCCUUCUUGAACAGGCACAAAACGACCGGGACCGUGAUGAAGACAGCGACAGCGGUGAAGAAGACGAAGCCGAGAAGGACGUCAUUGAGCAGAUCUCUCAUCGCAUUGGAACGCUGAAAAUCGCUGGUGACGGUCACCUGCGCUUCUUCGGCGCCACGUCGAACCUUAAUCUUGUCGAUGUAUCUGCAACGCAACAACGCCAGCGUCCUGACGCCCGGACUGUGCGUCACGAUGGCCAGGAUAUCCUCAAUCACUUGCGCGUUGGACAGUCUGUAGACCAGGCUCUCGAAGACCAUCUCUUGGAGCUGUACUUUACAUGGCAAAACUGCAGUACUUAUGUCGUUGAUAAAGAUAUGUAUUACACGGCUAGACAGAAGUGGAGGGAGGAAUUUGAUGAUACUCCCUUCUACUCGGAGGUUCUCACCAACGCAAUGUGCGCAAUUGGAAGCGCUUUCGAAGCGCGCUAUCACCCCACAUUCAUUACCUUUCCCAAAUCCCUCGCCGAAUUCUUUGCGGAUAGAGCAAAAGCCCUGCUGGAAAUCGAGCUGGAUUCGCCAUGCGUCGCGACAGUGCAAGCGCUCGUAAUCCUGAGCAGCCAUGAGGGAGCGUCUAACCGCGAUGCCCGUGGCUGGCUCUAUAGUGGGAUGUCGAUGAGGCUUGCGUUUGAUCUGGGUUUGCAUUUGGACAUGACGCCAUAUGUCGAGAAGGGAGAUAUGAGUGCCUAUGAGGCCGAUGUACGGCGGGUUGCGUUUUGGGGGAGUUAUGCCGCGGAUCACUUCUGGGGUUUUUACCUGGGUCGCCCAUUCCGGAUGAACGCGGGCGAUAUCACCGUUCCAAAGCCCGCAUCGAGCUUAACAGUUGGCAAAGAGGGGACGUGGCGUCCCUAUGGCCUUCCAGCAAACCAAGAGGCACUCAGCGGCGAGUUAAAGAAUCCCAACGAGCUCAUAAGCAGGCAAUUCGCCGUGCUCUGGGAGAUUAUCUCUCCACUCGGUCAUGUCCUUUAUGGCUGCUCUGAUAUCCCCCGCCACGAACUUCAGCGUUUCUGCCACAGAGUAACAGAUGACCUCUUUGCUUGGAAAGCGAACCUUCCCUCCAUCCUCGAUAUUGACCUCGCUGAUGAUACAACGCCUCGACUCCCUCACCUCUUAAUGCUACAGUACACGCUGACGCGAGGCAGCCUCCAAUACCACCAAAUAGUAAUCUUCACACACCGUCCCUGGGUCUCAAAGUCCUACAUCCAACCGCGCGCACCGCGACAAGGCCCAGGCUACCACCACGCGCGCAAAAUGUGCAUUGAAUCCUCUAUUGCCAUUGCGCGUCUCCUCCACAUCUACGAACAACACUAUACCUUUCGCCGCAUGAACAAUCAGGUAGUGUCGAUGAUUUUCAGCGCGGCACUCAUCCUCCUCUACGUCACGAUCUCGACUACGCCACUAGCAAGCAGGACGGGUCUUGAGCAACUUGAGGGAAGUAGCAGCGAGAUGACGGCUUAUCUGAAUCUCUGCUUCAGGGCACUGGAUGAGCUGGGUCAGAGUUUUGAAAAUGCCAAACGCACAAGGGACUUUCUGGUCUCUUUGCAGAGAAGAUGGCAGGCAAGGAUGAGAAGGUCCGGGGCGCUGAAAAGGGCAGGGAGUAGCCAGCGAUUAUCAAAAUCCUCCGCGAAGGAUAUUGGCGGUGGUAAGGGCUCAAAUCAUAGGGAUGCGUCGUCGACACGGAAGAAAAGUCGAACUAGCCCACCCACAAAGCCGCAUCCGCGUCCGCACCACCACGCGCAUAACACCUCGCUCUUUUCGCUGUCCUCUUCGCCACCACAUGCACAUCAUCUCACAACGGGGUUAGAGACAAGAUCAACAAGUACAUUCCUCCCGUCUCUCGACCUCAAGCCGGUCAACUUACACGGCCAGACCCAGAGCCUCGCCCAGCGGAACGACAUCGACUCCUGGAUCCGCGAUUCCAAUUUAAGUCUUCUGUCAGAUAAUAUUACAGACACGACAACGGCCGCGGCAUCAGCGUUUCAAAUGGGUGGUGCGAGCACGAACCCCAAUCCUGGUGAGGUAGAUGAUGUUGACGUUGCGUUACCGAGCUUGGAAGAUAUAGACCCUUGGUGGGAACCAGGGAUAGACGGGUCGGGUCAUGCAGAUGACACUGGGGAUAGAAACGGGAAUGUUGUUGGUGCGGGUGCCUUUGAUGAUAAGAUGUAG